UAUACAACGAGAAGUAUUACGUAAAUGGACGCCCAUCGAAUAUCAAUAAGGAGUUCAAGGUCGUUCAUACUUCUUGAAAAAGGGCGGAGAAUAGUCGUGCUGAAGUCAGAACACUGUUAGUCAUGGCCAGGAGCAGUUUCUUCAUCGUGUCACUCUGUGUCGUGUGUUUAGUUGCGUGGGCAGAUGAUCGCGUUCCUCUCACAGAAGACGAACGACGAUGGAAUACACCGCCGGAGCUCAUACCGGAGGAAGUCAUCAAGGGGUCUAACGCGAAGAACGGACGAUCGUUGUCCAUUCCGAUUACGGCGAAUAUUAACUUGAACACCGGGAACAAUGCCCAUUCUUUAGGCUUUCAAGUAGGCCCCGGAGGUCUCAGCUACUCCGAGAGUAACAGCUUCAACAAUCCCCUGAUUUCGCAGAGUCAGGCAGUGUCAUUGGCUGCUGGAUCAUCAGGCACCACCGGUUCGACAGUCCAUGCUGUCGAUCAACACCAACCGGAUUAUAAUAAUCAGGGCCACGCUAACAGACCAUCUUUUGGCGUCAGUGCGGCUGCUUCUUCGUCGGCCUCGGUUCAAAAUGGACAAGUAUCUACAGCUGCAGCUUCCUCUGUUAGCUCCUCGCAUUCCACUGCAUCUUCGAACGCAGGAAACACUGGACGCGGAAUGAAAAUUCGAUUUCCGGGACAAAAUAAUAGAUAUCCGAUAUGGACUAAUAUUCGACCAAACAAUAACAAUGGUCACAGACCUUCGAGUCAACCAAAAUUGGAAAUUGACGUAAGACCGAGCACAGUGCAUCGAGAGAAAAAUGGUGGGCCUGUAAUACUGGAAAUUACAUCGCACCCAACGCAACAGCAAAACAGGAGACCGACGGUUCAUGUACGCAAAUGGUAUCCUAGUGAUAAUGCGCAAUGAAACCAGCAACAAAUUUAAAGAAAAUUUAGGAAUGAUAAUUCUUCAGAAUGUGUUCACUUAAAUUAAUAGUAAACAGUUUCACUUGUGAUUCCAAUAGUUUUCGUAUAUUCAAUUCGUCUACUUUGCUGACGUGUUAUUUAUUCGAAAUAUCUUAACAUCGGUUUAUUAUUCUCGACGCAAGUCUAAUUACGUAAACUUGAAAAAUCAUGUCACACUGAAAAUCGCGUGAGACUAAAAGCAGGAUUUUUGAAUGAAAUGAAGUAGCAGCUAACGCAACAACGAUCGAUGAAUAUGCAAACCAUUAAAAUUGAUUUCUAAUGUAAAUAGUGAUAAAUAAAAUACCUUUUUUUCUAAU
Megalopta genalis is the source of this 1266-nucleotide messenger RNA. RefSeq lists its product as uncharacterized. The record is from RefSeq and is a predicted model, not a curated record. NCBI's taxonomy places the organism in Eukaryota, Metazoa, Arthropoda, Insecta, Hymenoptera, Halictidae.